AUAUAUGUGUAAUAUAUUUUUAUAAAUUUUUGUGUUUUAAUUAUUAUUAUAAUUGAAUACGAGAGAAAGAAAUCAUAUAUUAUUGAAUUAACUUGUCGCGUGCUAAAGAAUUGAGAAAUGUUUUCUAUGAAUUUAUUUAAAGUUAAUUUUUUUAAACGAUUAAAAUAUUUUCAUAAUAAUACUAAUAUUAUGAUUAAUAAUUAUGCAUUAAUCAAUAAAAAAUGUAAUGUAUUCUUAUCGAUGAAAUCAGUAUUGUAUCCAGAUCGUAAAAUAAUUUAUAUAUUUCCUUAUAUUAAAAUUCCUUAUAUAUUAAAUAAAAUAAAGCGUAAUUGCACAAUUCUUUUUGGUGCAUAUAUACCAAUAACUGUAUCUUUACACAUGUGGAAUUAUAUAACAUUAAAUGAAAAUUUAAAUACUUUAUUUUACACUUUUUUAUUAACCUUCAUAUUACAUGUUAUUACUCGUCCAUGUAAUAAUUCAGUUGGAUCAAUAUAUCUCCAAGAAAGUGAAAAAGAUUUCAGAGAUCAAAAAGUUAUAAUAUCAUAUGUGAAUUAUUGGGGUAAAAGAGUAAAUUUCGAAACUGUUGUUAAGAAUAUCAUUUUUACAAACGAUUCUAAUCUUAAAUUAUAUAACAAUUUGAGUAUUACAUCGUGUAAAAAUGAUUUGAAGAUAUUUAUUAAAUAUGGAAAAAUUAUAGAAAAAAAACAUUUUUAUAGUAUUUUUAAUAAUUUUUCAUAAUUAUUAUUAAUUUGAUUAAAU
Apis dorsata (giant honeybee) is the source of this 759-nucleotide messenger RNA. RefSeq lists its product as uncharacterized. The record is from RefSeq and is a predicted model, not a curated record. The coding region runs from base 118 to 738 and encodes 206 amino acids. Lineage: Eukaryota; Metazoa; Arthropoda; Insecta; Hymenoptera; Apidae. Gene Ontology annotation, cellular component: mitochondrion. The transcript is spliced from 2 exons.